Messenger RNA from Daphnia pulicaria, 1617 nucleotides. RefSeq lists its product as uncharacterized. The record is from RefSeq and is a predicted model, not a curated record. The transcript has 6 exons. NCBI's taxonomy places the organism in Eukaryota, Metazoa, Arthropoda, Branchiopoda, Diplostraca, Daphniidae. Bases 374 to 1498 code for a protein of 374 amino acids.
CAGCAACUGCUCAUUUUUUUGAUCAACCAUUUUCGGCCAACAUGGCCGAGUCGCGGGCCGUUCUUCGACAGACAGAAAUCAGAUGGAUUUUAGUCGCUUCGAUAACUGUAGCUGUUAAGGUUGUGGCGUUAGUGCUGCUCAACACAAUUCGUGUUGAACGUUUAAUACUGUUCGUGAACAGCUAGCUAAAACGAUUGUGAAGUGAUAAAUGUCUUGACAUGAAUAUUUUGAUUAUUCGCUAUCAAAUUUUGCAUCGAACAUUUUGUCUGGGGUUCGAUUGAAUUUCAUUCGUGAACGGAUAGUUUUCUUAAGUGUCGUCUUCAUCUACUAAGAUCUCCUAUUGUUACAACGGUCGCACAAACACUGGAAAAAAAUGGAAUCAAUUAAUUUUUUGCCGAUUACUCUUAUUAGUGUACAAUAUAUCAAAGAAAUAAUUUCGGUUCACUUUUCAAAUUUAUUACAAGAAAAGGCAGUUAAUUUGGGAAUUGAUAUGAGUAAAGUCAAAGCAAAAACAAUUCAGGCAAAGAGGCAACCAACUAUACUCACAGCAAAAGAUAUUUUUGAAUGGUACAAUGAUACUGUUGUUUCAACAUGUUCUAUUUGCGGAAAUGUAGUACCUCGGGUUUAUGAAAAAGGAUUAUUAUUCCUAUGUCAUCCAUGCUAUAACCAACGUUUAGAAGAAGACAUGUUUCCUAGUUGGCUUUUCAAACUGGAUUCACCUUUUAAUGUACUCCCAAUAAAACCCAACCUAGAAACAGGAAAUUUAUUCUACAUCGUAAGAAAAAGCUCACCUUGGGAAGUAAUAGAUAAUGCUUUGGGUCCCGCACUACAUGAAAAAGCUUUACCCGAAAUUGAGAAGAUUUUCAAGAAUACAUUAAACCUAAAACAUUGGGGAUUAUUUCAAUCUGGUUGCUCUCAAAUGGUCGGAUUCAAGGAUGCUACAUCACCAGCUCAUCAUGUUAAAGGAAUGACACCGAACAUGCCUUAUGUUUCCAUGUUGUUUCAAUUAAUUAGAGCAGUGGAAGUAGACAAAACUGGAUUUUUCUUUUUGAUAUUUAAUCACGAAGAUCAAUUACCAUGUAAACCUGUGGAUUUGGAAUUUCUAUUAAAUUUUCUCAAGAUGAUUGGCAUUAAUUUGAAAAAAUUUAUUUUUCUACGAAUUAAUCUGAAAGAUCCAAAACUCAAUUACAACUUUGACGGCGCUCAACUUUCUGCAGCAAUUUCUAGAAGAAUUAAUCCAUAUGAUGAUAACACUGCGCUACACAAAUUCUUACUGAUUCUUGCGAAAAGCUAUAAAGCGAGAGUUGAACCUUAUAUCACAGAAAAACAUCACAGAAAUUUUGUUCCAGAAUCACUACGUCACUUACAUCCAUUAUCGAGGGUCGAAGAGAAUGUGUUGGACUUGAACUUUGAAUGUCCUUUUUGUGGAUGUUUUACAACUGAAGUUGUAUUGGAUAACCACAUUAAUAACGAUUGUUCUGGUGUAGUGCAUGACUAGAUUAUUGAAAGUUCCAUUUCCUUGGCUCAGUUGGCUGUUUGCCUAUUUCAUAUUAGUAGUAGAAGUUGUGUUCUAUUGUAACAAUUUUACAGACAACUAGCACACCAAAGGAAGUUUCU